AUGACCUCCACCCACACCGGCUCCAGCUCUGGUCCUUCUCCUCCAGCUUCCCCAGCUACAACAAUGACCUCCACCCACACCGACGACACCACAGGACACCCCGCAGUCGAUAAUUCCCUCGACGACAUCUUCGGUUCCUCCCCACCACCAGAGAGCAGAGAGCACAUCCAGGCCGACAAUACGACAAGUGCCAACGCCACCUCUACCUCAGUCGAGCCAUCGGAUCUCCCUUCUCUUCGCCGCCAACACGUCACAGCGGGGUAUCGCGAUGGAGUGUCAGUGUCAAAGGGCGAGCGUGUCCAAGAUGGGUUCGACGCGGCCUUCCCCGUCGGUGCACAACUGGGUAUGCGAGCUGGCACAGUCCUAGGUAUACUUGAAGGGCUUACGCGCGGCCUCGAAGAACGCAGUGCAUCUGUAGUCAAAAAACCCACAGCGCGGGGUACCACGUCCAGCUCAGCAACUGAGAAUGGUCAAGCGGAGAGCGUGGAAACGCGUCGAGAGAGGAGGGAAAAAGUGCUACGUGUUUACGAGGAUUCUGUGAAGGCACUGGAUUUGCAAGCUUUGUUUACGGGCUUCGAAGCUGCCCCUGCGUCUGGAUCGAGGGUUGAUACUGAUUCAGGCGAGAUUCAACAAAACAUCGAAGCAGGGGAGAAACCUGAGGAGCAGUUGCGUAAGAAGGGAGAUUUGGUGAUUAGCGAGUGGGAAGAAAAAAUUGCUGUGCCGCGGUGGGAGGAGAACAUGGAGGCAUUGGAGAUGAAGGAGAAGGAGAACCAAAGCCAGAGCCAGGGAGACAAGGGCGCUGUAGGUGAGCGGAGCUGA
Penicillium angulare is the source of this 819-nucleotide messenger RNA. RefSeq names its product Yae1 family protein. The record is from RefSeq and is a predicted model, not a curated record. The transcript has a single exon. The coding region runs from base 1 to 819 and encodes 272 amino acids. Lineage: Eukaryota; Fungi; Ascomycota; Eurotiomycetes; Eurotiales; Aspergillaceae.